This is a messenger RNA of Vigna angularis (adzuki bean), 1595 nucleotides long. Its product is annotated as NADPH-dependent aldo-keto reductase, chloroplastic. The record is from RefSeq and is a predicted model, not a curated record. NCBI's taxonomy places the organism in Eukaryota, Viridiplantae, Streptophyta, Magnoliopsida, Fabales, Fabaceae. Gene Ontology annotation, molecular function: aldose reductase (NADPH) activity. The transcript has 8 exons. Bases 187 to 1212 code for a protein of 341 amino acids. Gene Ontology annotation, cellular component: cytosol.
UCGUUACGGCUUAGGCAUGCUUUGAUAAUAAUUUAUAUAAAUGUGAUAUUUGUGUUGUGAAAAUUUGGAUUGGUAAAAAAAGUCCUUCGAUUUCAUCGUCACUUCUCGCAUUUGCUUUGUGCGGUUCGCUUCUGUCUCUUUCUCCGGUUCACAGCCGAACCUCAGUUCCGUUCAGCACCGUAGAGAAUGGCCACCGACGAUCUCCGAUUCUUCGAGUUGAACACCGGAGCAAAGAUACCUUCAGUUGGUUUGGGCACCUGGCUCGCUGAACCUGGCGUUGUUGCUCACGCUUUGGCCACUGCAAUAAACGUGGGGUACCGGCAUAUAGAUUGCGCGCAAAUUUAUGGCAACGAGAAGGAGAUUGGUGAUGCCUUGAAGAAGUUGUUUGCUGAUAGUGUAGUUAAGCGUGAAGAUAUGUUUAUCACCUCCAAGCUAUGGUGUAAUGAUCACUUGCCGGAAGACGUCCCAAAGGCUUUUGAAAGAACUUUACGUGAAUUGAAACUGGACUAUUUGGAUCUCUACCUUAUUCAUUGGCCAGUGAGUGCAAAAGACGGAAAGCUUACCAAACCUGACAUACCUAGCACUUGGAGAGCAAUGGAGGCACUCUACAAUUCUGGAAAGACUAGAGCUAUAGGGGUCAGCAAUUUCUCUGUAAAGAAGCUUCAGGAUCUGUUGAACAUAGCGAAUGUGCCUCCAGCCGUUAACCAAGUGGAAUUGCAUCCUUCAUUACAGCAACCCAAAUUGCAUGCUUUCUGUGAAUCCAAGGGAGUGCACUUAUCAGGUUAUUCACCUCUGGGAAAAGGAUACAGUGAAAGUAAUAUACUUAAAAAUCCAGUGCUGCUCACGACGGCAGAGAAGUUAGGGAAGACUCCAGCACAAAUAGCUCUAAGAUGGGGACUACAAAUGGGUCACAGUGUACUUCCUAAGAGUACAAAUGAUGCUAGGCUCAAAGAAAACUUUGAUCUGUUUGAUUGGUCUAUACCUGCAGAUUUGCUUGCCAACUUCUCUGACAUCGAGAAGGAAAGAAUAGUUACAGGAACUGGUUUUGUUAGCAAGACAUCUCCUGGAUACAAGACAACUGAAGAACUCUGGGAUGAAGGUUGGGGAGGUGGAGAGAGAAGUGGUGGUGAUGGAAGGAGUAACACCCUAAACAAAGCAAUUUGGAAAAAGAGUGGGGUGAAGGAAAUAAAGAUGAGGAAGUGUUCAGUGUAGCCAUAAUGCAGGAAAAUGAAAAUUGCAAAGGAAAUGAAGUGAAAAUCCUCUUUAUUUGUUGCGGCUGCACUCUGCACACUUCCUCCUCUUUGGGAUUAAAGUAUUAUUAAGUUUUAAAUGGGACCUUUUAAAUUGGAAAGGGAACGAAGUGAAGAUCCUCUUUAUUAAAACUUAAUAAUACUUUUACUUCAUAAAAUACUCUUUGUCAUUCCAUGUAAUAUAAAUAGAUAUAAAUAAAGUAACCGCUUGUAGCAAGCAGUGCUUUUUGAGCUGUUAUAUAUUGAUAUAUAUAGAGAUUGCUUUUGUAAAAGAUGUAUGAUACAGGAAGAUAAAUCUACGUCAAUAUACGUGUAAUCAAACAUUAAAAUGUUUUUACUUCUCAA